Molecule: messenger RNA, 692 nt
Organism: Baudoinia panamericana UAMH 10762
Lineage: Eukaryota; Fungi; Ascomycota; Dothideomycetes; Mycosphaerellales; Teratosphaeriaceae
Exons: 1
Coding region: 67-606 (179 amino acids)
Cellular component (GO): nucleus
Source: RefSeq, a predicted model, not a curated record
UUACAAGAAAUCCAAAUUCAUGAAGAUCAGAUACUGUAAUUUACAGGUAAACUCUAGGCGAUCGUCAUGCCGUCGAAGCUCGCGAAAGUACAGAAACAGGUAACGAGAAAGAAGGGCACCAAGAUCAACUCGUUGCACGAGAACAGUCGCGAUGCCAGGCGGUUACGGAAAGCUUCAAACAGAGAUGACCGGGUGGCAAGGCUAAAUUCGACUCGCGAAAAGGCCAACAGGCAAUGGCUUGAACGAGUUGCGUUCUUCCAAGACAGGCUGCCUGAGACGCUGAAUCCCUUGGACAUGACAAGCAUCAAGGAACUUAUUGAGGAGUACCUGGGACGUAACUCCGAGGAGAUCGAGCAGCUCAGAGCAGAGCGCAGGCCUGGCAGGCCGGCGAGUACACGACUCACGCUUCUUGAGCAGCAAACUGAGCAGGAGAGGAAGGAGUACGAGAGCGGCUACUGGCUGCCAAACCUUCAGGACGCGGAAACGUUGCAGAGGCUAGAUGCAUGGAAUGGAAGCUGGAUCGCCUUGAGCAAUCUGCUGUUUCUGAGGGUCGACAAUCAUGGCGGUGCAAAGGACAGCCAGUUCCCGCCUAGGGGUGCGUCAUAGCCAUGGAGGGGUGUUGUUCGUACUUUACGGAUUUUCGACUGGCGGCGCCUUCGAUCUGCUCUCCUGCGAUCAUUUCUCGCUCGUGU